Molecule: messenger RNA, 3065 nt
Organism: Sipha flava (yellow sugarcane aphid)
Lineage: Eukaryota; Metazoa; Arthropoda; Insecta; Hemiptera; Aphididae
Exons: 6
Coding region: 540-2732 (730 amino acids)
Biological process (GO): DNA replication, removal of RNA primer
Molecular function (GO): RNA-DNA hybrid ribonuclease activity; nucleic acid binding
Source: RefSeq, a predicted model, not a curated record
UCCGUCUACGCAGUACGAAAUGAUUGCCUUGUUGCUUUAAUGGAAAUUACUUUCUUGCAGUUGCAUUUUGUCUUCCGUCGCGUUCGUAUGAUGUACUUGACGUUUGUCCGCUAUGUAAUUAGAUGCCGCCCUCCGUAGUGAAGCAGCUACUGCGAAUUAAGACGCGAGACAUACCUGCGUCAUGGGAUCAAAGGAUCAUGUCCUUUUUUAGUGUCAAAAUAUUCUUUCCGUCGCAUCGUCGUCUGAUUUACAUAUAUUUCUUUCGAUCAUGAGUAUUGCUUAGAGGCACUUUUGUCUAGAGGAUUUCCCAGAUAAGAUAAUAGUUUAUUGCACGAGGCUUACAGUUUAUAGGCAGUGCAUAUAGUCUUACAUCUACUACAAUUUACUCUAUGAGUGAAAUUUGAUUGUGAACUACUUCAUUGUUAUACUGACUUUUACAUUUGAAAUUAUUGGUUACAAUUUUACUGACAUCAUUAUAACCAUUAAAUAGCUUUUAUUAUUCACAUUUGUUUUUAAUUGGUUUGAUUUACACUAUCAACAUGUUCUCUUUGGUGUAUCAAAAACUGGUAGAAAAGUUAUUAAAUGAUACACAGAAACAAAACACAAAAAAAAACAAUGCACUGGAACAUAAAUCAAUUAAACAGAAUAAUACUUUUAGAGUAGAUAAACAAAUAUCUGUGACAAAUUCCCAAAAUAUUGAUUUAUUAAAUCAAAUUAAAUCUUUGCAAUGCUUAUUUACAUGGGAAGUGAAAUCGCAAAGAAAUCAAGAUAUGAUUAUAUAUAUUAAAAACAAAUAUGGUAAUGUAAAUUUAGAUAUUUCAUUGCCAGAAUUUACAUUUACAAGGUUUAUUGGUAAUUUAAUUAUUAGUCAUGAAUUAUAUCUUAAUGGUGAAUUGAAUGCAAGUGACAUGAAGAUUUUAGAAAUUGAUAAAUGGCUUGACCAGUUAGAUAAAACUACAGAUGAGUUUUAUUUAUCUAUAAAUAUUGCCUUGAAACAUAUUAGAGCUGCUAACUUCAUUCAUAUGUUAUUUGACACAAACGAAAUCACAGGAUUUAAUAUGUUAUUGGAUGAAAUUGUUCCAUUUGAAAUCAUGGAUGAUAAAUUAAAAGCUGUUGUGCAUAUCAUACAUGCUGCUAUAUUAAUGGAGUAUGGUAUUAAUCAAGAAUGUUAUAAAUAUGCUCAAAUAGCAUGUAACUUGGAUCCUAAUACUUCUCAUUGGUGGCAUAUACAUGCAUGUGUAUUGACAAAGAGACAGUUUUUAUUUAGAAAAAAGCUGAGUCUUAAUACUAAAAUUAUUGAGACUGUUAAAAGAGCAGUGAUGACUUCAGACAAAAUAAAUACUUCUGUUGAUUCAUUUGUUUUAAUUACUUUAAAUGAAGUUGUGAAAAAUGAAUUUCAAAUAUCAGAUUUUGAAUCAAUUAAUUAUUCUGAAUACACUAAUACAAAUUAUGCAGAUUUAAGUUUAAAAACCAUAAUGGAGACUUUAGUGAAGAGACAUAAAAAUGGUGAAGAUGUACUACCUGAUUUAAAUGAUUUAAUUUUAAAAUUUAAACAUGAUAAAUGGAAAAUUAUCGUAGACAUUUGUUCAUAUACUGUUCUAUUCAGAAACAACUUCAGAUUUGGUAUUGAACUCUUCUUAAUGUUGAUUAAGGAACCAAACUUACCCAUUAAAAAUUACAUUAAAUACCACAACUCAAUAUUCAUUGACAACUCAAAGAUAUUUAAUUUAGCAGAAUUGAUAUGGAUUGAGAUCAUAUUAACUAUAUCAAAUUCAAGAGAUAUUUCUUCUGAGGAUAUUUUAUUUUACUAUAAAGUAUUUAUUGAAAUGAAAGUAAUAUAUAAUUUAAAAAUGAGAGUUUUUAAUCCAUGUAUGAGAGUUGAUCUUAUUGGUUAUAAAAAUAAGAAAUUGGUCAUUAAAAAUAAAAAUAUAAUAAAAGAUAAUAUUAAAAGUAAUUUUCAAAUGCAAGUAGGAUUAAAAAAAUAUUGUAAAUCUGAAGAAUCUAAAAAUAAAGUAGCUGCUGAUUCACAACAAUCAUAUAAUUUGUCUAACGAAUUUCAAUAUUUGAAUACUACAUUUAAUUAUUUUGGACACUAUGAAUGUUUACCAUCUUCAUCAGUAAUUGAAUAUAAAAUUAAUUUAUUUUUUCAAUCAAUAAUUGAAUUGAAUAGUUCAACUACAUCCAAAAUCAUAUUAACAGACAUAGACACCAGUUUAACAGUAUUUCCUAGAAGCCAUACUUCUCCAGAAAUAUAUAAAUACAAUCUCCAAAUUAUAUUAAACAAACAUCCUAAUGGCUUUAGAAUUUAUACUGAUGCAUCAAGGAUUCAAAAUAAUGUUGGAAUUGCUAUUGUAUCUAUUAAGAAUUGUUAUAGCUAUAAACUGUCAUCAGAAUACUCGUCAUCUGAAGCUGAAGCAGUAGCUAUUUUGAGAGCCCUUGACUAUGCCUUAACUGAAAAUAUGAAUGAGUAUAUUAUUCUUAGUGAUUCAUUAAGUACCAUUAUGUGUAUUCAAAACAAAAAUAUAAAUUCUGAUGUAAUUAAUAGUAUCUUAUGCUUAAUACAUGCUCACCAGUUAAAACAAAAUGUAAUACAUUUUGUCUGGAUUCCUAGUCAUAAAAUGAUUGAAGGCAAUGACAAAGCUGAUAAACUUGCAAAAGAAAUAGCUGUAUCAAGUACUGCAAUAACUUAUACUCAUAAUUCGUAUGUGGCAAACAAUUUACCUUCAAAUUAAAAUAUAUAAAAUACCUUAAAUAUUAACCUAUAGGUUAAAUAUUUAACAUAAAAAUGUAUCUUUAGCAAGAAUUAUGUUUAUUAAAAAGAUAAAGACAUACUAGGAAGAUAGAGGGACCAUUUAUUGUUUGUUAAAUAAUGUCCUUUUCAAUAAAUAUUAUAAUCAGUAGAUAAUUUUAUUGUAAGAAUUAUAUUUACUACUAUGUAUAAUCAAUACAACUAAACCAUUACUAAAUAUGUUUAGUUAAAUAUUUUGGUAUAUUUAAAUAUAUAUUAUAAAUCAUAAUGUACAUUAUUAAAAAUAAAAAAUUAUAACUUAAAAGUGAGCCACUUU